Messenger RNA from Camelus dromedarius (Arabian camel), 1754 nucleotides. RefSeq names its product developmentally regulated GTP binding protein 2 (gene DRG2). The transcript has 13 exons. The coding region runs from base 94 to 1188 and encodes 364 amino acids. Gene Ontology annotation, biological process: cytoplasmic translation. NCBI's taxonomy places the organism in Eukaryota, Metazoa, Chordata, Mammalia, Artiodactyla, Camelidae. The record is from RefSeq and is a predicted model, not a curated record. Gene Ontology annotation, cellular component: cytoplasm. Gene Ontology annotation, molecular function: GTPase activity; GTP binding.
GGCGCACGCAGGUCUCUUGCGGCCAACGGGCCGGAGUUCGCGGAGCCGCCGCCGCCGCCUGUCCUGCCGCUGCGCGCGCCAGCCGCCGCCACCAUGGGGAUCCUGGAGAAGAUCUCCGAGAUCGAGAAGGAGAUCGCCCGCACGCAGAAGAACAAGGCCACCGAGUAUCACCUGGGCCUGCUGAAAGCGAAACUCGCCAAGUACCGAGCCCAGCUCCUGGAGCCGUCCAAGUCAGCCUCGUCCAAAGGCGAGGGCUUCGACGUCAUGAAGUCGGGCGAUGCCCGCGUGGCGCUGAUCGGGUUUCCUUCUGUGGGUAAGUCCACCUUCCUGAGUCUGAUGACCUCCACCGCCAGCGAGGCCGCGUCCUAUGAAUUCACAACCCUGACCUGUAUACCCGGGGUCAUUGAGUACAAAGGCGCCAACAUCCAGCUCCUGGAUCUUCCUGGAAUCAUCGAAGGCGCAGCACAAGGGAAAGGCCGCGGCCGGCAGGUGAUCGCCGUGGCACGCACAGCAGACGUGGUCAUCAUGAUGCUGGAUGCUACCAAGGGAGAGGUGCAGAGGUCUCUGCUGGAGAAGGAGCUGGAGUCGGUGGGCAUCCGUCUCAACAAGCACAAGCCCAACAUCUACUUCAAGCCCAAGAAGGGAGGUGGCAUCUCCUUUAACUCGACAGUCACGCUGACCCAGUGCUCCGAGAAGCUGGUGCAGCUGAUUCUGCACGAGUACAAGAUCUUCAACGCCGAGGUGCUCUUCCGCGAAGACUGCUCCCCAGACGAGUUCAUCGAUGUGAUCGUGGGCAACCGGGUUUACAUGCCCUGCUUGUAUGUUUAUAACAAAAUCGACCAGAUCUCGAUGGAAGAAGUGGACCGCCUGGCCCGGAAACCCGACAGUGUGGUCAUCAGCUGCGGCAUGAAGCUGAACCUGGACUACCUGCUGGAGGUGCUGUGGGAGUACCUGGCCCUCACCUGCAUCUACACCAAGAAGAGAGGCCAGAGGCCGGACUUCACGGACGCCAUCAUCCUCCGGAAAGGGGCCUCCGUGGAGCACGUGUGCCACCGCAUCCACCGGUCACUCGCCAGCCAGUUCAAGUACGCACUGGUGUGGGGCACCAGCACCAAGUACAGCCCGCAGCGGGUGGGCCUGACACACACCAUGGAGCACGAGGAUGUCAUCCAGAUCGUGAAGAAGUAGCGCCCCCGCCCUGCGCCCCCUGGAGUCCAAACCGGGAAGAUACAAAUACAUCCCAGGAAGGGGGCUCUCAAGUCUCUGCUGUGUCCAGAAGUCUCUUCAGUGGGCAGAUGAUGAAGAGUGUGCUGGGUCAGCAGGACGGGCUGGGGGCACGGGCUGGGUUGGCCCCUGCCCCCAUGGGCACCGAGGGAUCAAGUUGCCCACCGACCCGCGGCCGCGGCCCCGCGCAGAGGGCAUGCUCGGAGCUGGGCCUGCCUGCGCCCUGGGAGGCAGUAGUUACUGUGGGGUCCCCUCAGCUCCGGCCAGCUUCUCUGGUUCUCAGGGAGGGGGCCUCCCAGGACAGAAACCCCUAACGCCCCUGCCCUGAGUCUGCCCCACGAUGGAAGCCAGGGGUCCGGGGCCUUAAAGGUCCAGAAGGGCUGCCCUCUCUCAGAGCAGCCGUUGCCUGGUACAAAGCCCGGCACCGAGACCCUGUGCAGACAGCUGGGGUGGGGGCUUUGCGGUCUGGACUCUGGGUUUUCUAAGUCCCCCGUCUCAGCUCCCCUUCCUGAAAUAAAGGAUGAAGGCAA